GAGCAGUAUGUUAAGCAGCUGACUACAGGCUAUUUUAAUACUAAUGAUUACUCGAGCUUUUCAAGAAGGUCGAAUCAGUCCAACUGAGCUGUGCCAAAGAUGUCUGUCUUUAAUCAGGAAGACAGCCUUCCUGAAUGCCUACAUUACCGUCACUGAGGAGCUUGCCAUGCAACAGGCUACAGCAGCAGAGCAAAGGUUGCAAAGAGGCAAAUGCUUUGGUCCCUUAGAUGGGGUUCCAAUAGCUGUUAAGGAUAACUUCAGCACUGCUGGUAUUGAGACAACAUGUGCAUCAAACAUGUUAAAAGGCUACAUUCCUCCUUUUAAUGCCACAGUUGUCCAGAGGUUAAUGGAUCAAGGUGCUGUUCUUAUGGGAAAGACCAAUCUUGACGAAUUUGCAAUGGGGAGCGGGAGUAUUGAUGGCAUUUUUGGACCAGUGAGAAAUCCUUGGGGAUAUUCCGAACAGUACAGAGAACGAUUUGCUCAUGACCAGAAACUGGAAGAUUCCAAUUGGGUUAUUGCAGGCGGUAGUUCUGGAGGUAGUGCAGUAGCAGUGGCUUCACGGACAUGUUUUGUUUCUCUAGGUUCAGACACGGGUGGUUCCACACGCAAUCCUGCAGCCCACUGUGGUAUUGUGGGCUUCAAGAGUUCCUAUGGUUUGCUAUCCCGUCAUGGUCUCAUACCGUUAGUCAACUCGAUGGAUGUUCCUGGUAUUAUGACCAGGUGUGUCGAUGAUAUAAGCACGGUACUAGGUACACUUGCGGGGCAUGAUCCAAAGGACUCUACCACAAUACAGGACCCCUUUGAACCCUUUGAAUUACCUGAUGAGAUUGAUGUAAGAAAUCUGAGUGUGGGGAUCCCAAAGGAAUAUCAUGCCCCAGGAUUGUCCAGUGAAGUUCUGAAAACCUGGAUAAAGGCUGCAGACCUAUUUGAAGAUGCAGGUGCCAGAGUUGUUGAAGUCUCCCUACCUCAUACCCAAUACUCAAUUGUCUGCUACCAUGUCCUGUGCACAACAGAAGUAGCAUCAAACAUGGCACGCUUUGAUGGACUAGAAUAUGGGCACCGCAGUGAAAUCAAAAGUUCCACAGAAGCCUUGUAUGCAGCAACCAGGCAUGAAGGAUUCAAUGAUGCAGUCAGAGGAAGAAUCCUGGCCGGAAAUUACUUCCUUUUAAAACAGAAUUAUGAUCACUUCUUUGUAAAAGCCCAGAAAGUGAGACGUCUCAUUGCCAAUGACUUUCUGAAGGUAUUUGGAUCUGGUAUUGAUGUGCUGCUUACACCCACGACCCUAAGUGAUGCCUUCACGUAUCAUGAGUUUAUCAAAGAAGAUAACAGGACAAGGAGUGCCCAAGAGGAUAUUUUUACACAAUCUGUCAACCUAGCAGGUUUGCCUGCUGUGACAGUCCCGACUGCUCUAUCAGAAAGAGGAUUGCCACUGAGCAUUCAAUUUAUUGGACGAGCUUUUUGUGAUAAGCAGCUCCUAACAGUUGCCAAAUGGUUUGAACAACAAAUGAAUUUUCCACAUAUUAAUAUCCAGGGACUAUUAAAUCAUUACAAUGAGCUUCACAAACCCCACAAUUCAGUUGGAGCUAUCUGAAAUUACCAAAAGUUGAUUGCUGUACAAGUUUGAAGGUGUAAAAGUUUAAAAUGACUUUUUUCUAUAAAAAUUAAAUUCAGCUGUCAGAAAUACAGCAUGUGUUUAAUAUUGAGAUGGAAUGAGAAGCGUGUAAGUAAAACUUGUGGGGUUUUUUCUGGUGAUAGAGGGACUGAAUGUAUGUAGAUGUGAUGUCACUGAGGUGGGCUGAUUGUCCUGGAUGAUGUCUGGCUUCUUUAAUUUUGUUGAAUCUGCACUCCUCCAUUGGGGAGAAUUCCAACACACUCCUGACCUGUGCUGGCAGAUGAUGGAUAGGCUUUGGGGAGCCAAGACUCACUCACAGAUUCCUAGCUUCUUACCUGCUCUGGAAUCCAAUCCAUUCUGAAAGAUGCAGCAUUGGUUGUACCAGUUCCCUUGUAAUAUCCUAUUUUCUGGAGAAACUGGGUCAGAAGUCUGCACAAAUGACCCAAGAUUCUCUAAGGAGAUACGGUUCUGUGAACAGUUCUGAGCAGGAAGUAUCCUCUCCUCUGAAAUGAGGCACCCCCAUCUAUUCUAUCAGAACUUCUGAGAUUUGAUUUGAGAUGAACCUGCUGCAUUUUGUUCAUCUCUCCCUGUAGUAUUUGUUAGCAUUCAUUGUUCCAACAUUGUUCAUCGGAUGGAUUGCAACCAAGGCUUGUCAGACUGUUUCCUGGAAUAUGAAGAGAGGUUGGAUCAGUUCGGGCUCUAAUCAUUGGAGUUCAGAAGAAUGAUUGAUUGAUUGGUGACACCAUAGAAAGCUAUAAAAUUUUAACAGGACUAGACAGAGUAAAACAGGAAGGGUGUUCUUGAUGUCUGGGGAGACCACACCUGGCACCAUUGUUUAAGGAUGGUGGGUUAGCCAUUUAGGACUGAGAUAUUUCUUCACCCAAAGAGUGGUGAGCCUGUGAAGUUCUCUGCCAGAGAAAAAACAGUUCAGGCCAAAACAUUAAAUGUUUUCAUGAAGGAGUGAGAUAUAGUAUUUAUAAUUUAUUAACUUGGAUAGAGCAUUGGCUAACCAACAGAAAACAGCGUCAGGAUAAAUGGGUCUUUCUCUGGUUGGCAAGAUUUGACUAGUGGAGUGCCACAAUGUUCAGUCCUUGGACCCCAACUAUUUACAAUCUAUAUUAAUGAACUUGCAGGGAAAGAGACUAGAUUUGCAGAUGAUGCCAAAAUAGGUGGGAAAGUGAGUUGCAAUAAAUAAUUAGGAAAUCAGCAAUAUGGAAAUGGAUAGGUUAGGUGAAUGGGCCAAAAUUUGACAGAUGAAGUUUAAUGUGGAUAAUAGUUAGAUUAUCCAUUCUAGUCAGAAGAAAUAGAAUGACAACUUCUAAUCUAAAAGGAGAGAAACUUCAGAGUGCUUCGGUGCACAAGGAUCUGGGUGUCCUCGUGCACGAAUCACAAAAUUAUUAUGUAGGUUCAGCAGGCAAUAAGGAAGACAAAUGGAAUUUUGACAUUUAUUGCUAAAGAAAUAGAGUAUAAAAAUUGUGAAGUGUUUCUGCAACUGUACAAGGCAUUAGGGUGACCACCCCUAGAAUACAAUUCUGGUCCCCAUUACUUGAAGAGGGAUGUAGUUGCAUUGGAGGUAGUUCAGAGGAGGUUCAGUGAAUUGAUUCCAGAGGCUUGUGAAUACAGAUUGAGCAUUUUAGGCAUAUACUGUCUAGAGUUUAAAAGAAUGUGAGAGGAGAUCUAAUCAUAUAAGGUGCCUAAGGGAUUGACAGAGUAGAUGUAGGAUGUUUCCCUUGGGGAAAUGUAGUAGGAGAUUUCAUAAUUUUAGGGCAAAGGGUAGCAGAUUUGAAACCGAGAUGAGAAGUUUCUUCUCUCAAAGGGUUGUGAAUCUGUGCAGUUAUUACCCCAGAGUGUGAUGGAUGCUGGGACAUUGAGUCAACUUAAGGAGGAGUUAACAGAAUUUUAAUUAGUAAUAGUUUAAAGGGUUAUGGAGUGUAGGAAAGUGGAGUUGAGGCUGAAAUGAGAUCAGUCAUGAAUGUAUGAAUGUUGGAGCAGGCUUGAGGGGUUGAAUUACCUACUCGUGCUUCACAAGUUCUGCAGGCUAAAGGAGUUAAAGUGUAUGGGGAAUAGACAGGAACCGGAUACUGAGUUGAAUGAUUAGCUAUGAUAAUUUUGAAAAGCAGAAGAAGUGAAUGACUUAUUCUUGCUUCUUUUCUAUGUUUCUAUGUUAUACAUAUAGGAAAUAACAGCAGACGACAUAGCUUCCAUUAGGAGACGGUGUAUCACUGAACUUUUUUGUUUUGCAGUUAUUUUUACAGUCAACAUCUUUUACUUGGGAGUCUUUAAUCUUUUAAUGCUGCCUAUCUAAAGUUUUCUAUCAACUAGUUGUUUGGUUGUACAGAUUUUGAGUAUUGCUGAAAAAAGACACAUUUUAUCAAGGCUUUUCACCUUGCUCUAAUCAGCCAAUUUAACAUUCAUAAAUGUAGUUUCCAGUACAUAGAAUCUUGCCAUAUUGUGAGCCAAAAUGUAAAUUCCAACUUUAUUGUCGACAUAGUUUUUCACACAUUCAGGAUUAUGUAGCAGAUGUUGUCCAAUUGCAAAAUCACAUUUAAUUUUGAACUCUGUGAGUUUUGCAAACAAGGGCUAGUUAAGGUAUAGUCACUACUUUGCUUAUUACCACCAACCAAAAUGAUUGGCUAUUUAAUAUGAUGCAACAUGCAAAUUCAUAUUAUUUGUUUGUGUGAUAAACAGCAAGUCUUUUUGGCUCAACAAGAGCAUUUGGCUAUUGGUGAAAAGUACUGGGUGUUGCUAUUUCAUAGUAGUAGCACAAAGCAGCUGAUUUCACUUUGCUCAAACAUUUGAGAUAAGAAUUUAGGUACAGGAGUAGGCCAUUCAUGCCUAACCCUGAGGUAGAUUCAGAUCCUUUCAGGUCCAAAAGUGACAACCUUAGGCUAUUCAUAAUUUCAUGCAAUUGAUCUGAGAAUUGAUCUGAACAGGGUUGCCAUUAUUCUGCAGGAUGACUUUAACAUUUGGCAAUUCUGUAGUUAACUACCAAGCUUUGCUUUCCUAUCAGUCAUCAUUAACUAGUACCCACUUUAUGUCAACAUGACUACUAACCAGACACCACUGGCAUCUACAUUAAUACAGCAAAGAUGUUGUUCUGUCUUUGGCAUUGCACUUGUCCUGAUGAGUGCAAGAUGAUAAGCUUUAACAAAAUAUUUUUUUUUUCAAAAGUUUUAAAUAAAUGAAAUUAACUUUAAAACGCUAUCAAACCAUUUACUACUUACAUUGGUCUGUAAUCAUGGUUUCUUUGUUAACUGGGAAAAAAGUUAAAAGCUGUAAAUACGUGUAUUAGUUUUCUUGAAUUAAAAAAAAUGUAAUUUUAUAAGCUUGCUUGAAGGCCAGCAAGCAUACAUAAUUAACAGCA
Messenger RNA from Chiloscyllium plagiosum (whitespotted bambooshark), 4976 nucleotides. NCBI's taxonomy places the organism in Eukaryota, Metazoa, Chordata, Chondrichthyes, Orectolobiformes, Hemiscylliidae. The record is from RefSeq and is a predicted model, not a curated record.